Molecule: messenger RNA, 1707 nt
Organism: Rhodamnia argentea
Lineage: Eukaryota; Viridiplantae; Streptophyta; Magnoliopsida; Myrtales; Myrtaceae
Product: tRNA (adenine(58)-N(1))-methyltransferase non-catalytic subunit trm6
Exons: 13
Coding region: 145-1518 (457 amino acids)
Biological process (GO): tRNA methylation
Cellular component (GO): tRNA (m1A) methyltransferase complex; nucleus
Source: RefSeq, a predicted model, not a curated record
ACCCCCUUGAGCGAAUACGAGGUUUAGUGCUGUCGGACCCUCUUCGUCCAGACACCGCAAACUGCAAAAAGCUUUCCUCUUUCGAGCUUCGACCCCAAAUUCCUCCUACUUCCCGUGGAGUUUUGGCUCAACAGUCGUCCAAAAAUGUCCGGAAAUCAGUCCAAUGUCGAUUCGGUUCAAAGCCGUAGAGUCACCUGGGAAGGCUGCAGCGUCUUGCUGGACAUCAACGACGGCGACAGAUUGGUCUUCUCUCGACUCACCGAAAACUCGACUUUGAAGAUCGGGAAAAAGAACUAUUCUUUACGGCCGCUCAUCGGUUGUCCGUUCGGUUCUUUGUUCCAGGUCGAAUAUGGAGCUGAAGGGUCGAAAUUAUCUCGCCUUCUUCGAUCAGCUGAAGUCAGUAACAUUGAAGACAAUGGUGAUUAUCAGCCAGUAGAGGAGCACAGGGAUAAUAGGGAACUUGUCGACAACAAUAAAGCUCAGAGUCUUUCUGGUGAAGAUAUAGAGGAACUACGGAGACAGGGUGCGACUGGUGAUGAAAUUAUUGAAGCUCUAAUUGCAAAUAGUGCUACAUUUGAGAAGAAGACAGCGUUUUCACAGGAAAAAUACAGAUUGAAGAAGCAAAAGAAAUAUGCUCCCAGAGUACUGUUAAGGCGACCUGUGGCACGAAGUAUAUGCGAGACAUACUUCACAAAGUAUCCAGCCAGAAUAGGGUUCAUGCGAGUGGAUACAUUGUCUCUGCUGCUUUCCAUGGCUAAUGUUGCUGCAAAUUCUGACAUUCUUGUGGUGGAUAUGGUUGGCGGUCUUCUCACUGGUGCUGUAGCAGAGCGCAUGGGUGGUUCAGGUUAUGUGUGCAAUAUGUAUCUUGAAAGUAGCCCGUAUCCCAUGGACAUAGUGAGGAUGUUCAAUUUCGGUGAUGAAAUUUGUAAAAGAAUUGUGAGGACGUCUCUCAGUGAUUUAUGUUCUGUUCAAAAUGAUCCAUCUGAGCAAAUGGGUCAUGAUGUCUCCAUUCAAAAUGAUCCGUCUGAGCAAAUGGGUCAUGAUGUCUCCGCCACCGCAAAUUCAUCAAAUGAGCAAAUGUGUUCUCAUGAGACACUUACAGAACCAUCUGGUAUGGAAGAAAUUGCUCUGCCAUCUGAAAAUGAAGUUAGUAAAUGCAAAAUCCCAAAAGCUGGAGAUAAAGCAUCCCAAGAAACGAUUGACUUGUGGAAAGCAAAUGGAUUUUCUAGUCUGAUUGUUGCAGCUCCUGAACUGGAUACUUGGAACACAGUGAAAGAUCUCAUGCCCCAUCUAUCACAUUCAGCUCCCUUUGCAAUUUAUCACCAAUAUCUCCAGCCUCUGGCAACUUGCAUGCACCGCUUGCAGAGUGAAAAGAUGGCAGUCGGUUUGCAAAUAUCAGAACCUUGGCUGCGCGAAUAUCAGGUUCUUCCAUCAAGAACUCAUCCAUGCAUGCAGAUGAGUGCUUUUGGCGGGUACAUCUUAAGUGGGGUUAAGAUUUGUAAUCCAGAAAGCGCGUAAAAAGUGGUCGCGUUACAUCCUUGUGUGCUUCCAUAUUCUUUGUCAACUCGAGUUCAUAAGAGGUGUCAGCCUGUGACCGUUAAAACUGUAUGACAUAGUUUUGCCAUUCUUUUGUGUUGUGUUUGGAUCAUCGAAUCUGGUUAAUAUAAUGUUAUUUUCUGGGAAGCAAAUUUUGGGAUUGCUCAAAUC